UUCACCAAUCACCUCAUCUCCCCCUACAUUAUGACUCCCUCCCUUCCUUUCCAGACCUGAAGAAGGAUUCGGUCUGAAACGCCAACUGUUCACUCCUCUCCAUAGUUGCUACCUGCUCACGUGAGCUCCUCCAGCAUUUUGCAGGUGUUGCUUUGGAUUUCCGCAUCUGCGGAUUUUCUCCUGUUUGAACCAAUGCGCAUGCGCGGUCGGCGCGACCAAUCCCGGAUAUCGCGCAUGCGCUGAGUAGACGAGAAGCUGACAACAUUCGGACGCAGGUUUGAAAUGGCAGAACACUUGUGCACGGGAAUCUCAAACCCAACAACACAUCAGUUUUGCUGACUCUGGAUAUUGAAGGAGUGACCAGAUAUUUUCUUUGCAACACCAACGCAUCUGCUGUCGAUCCUUGGAGAUGAAGAAUUAUCUCAACCUGAUUGGUAAUGUAUUCUUUGUCUGAAAUGAAAUUUUCUGUUCUAACUCUGUGAAAUUCGUUGGAAUCGGGAGCUGAGAACACACAAACAUUUGUUCACUGGAGAUCUUCAACUGCAUUGAUUGUACAAGGGAUUCAAAUGUCUGACUUUCUGAAUUGAUCGCAGUGAAAUAUCAUUCUCCUUCUCUCAGUGUGGGAAGGGAUUCACUCACAGCCUACCCACAGACACGCCAGUGAGUACAGGGCAUUCACCUGCUCUGUGUGGGAAGGGAACUACUCGGUCAUCCAGUCUGAAGAUACGUUAGCAAGUUCACAUCAUAGUGAGAUUUUCCACCUGUUCUGCAAGCGGGAAGCCAUUCUGUUAUUGAUGGUAAAGGUAUAUCAGAAAAUUCACCAGUGAGAGGACAUUGACCCACUCGGACGGUGGGAAGGCAUUCACACACUUAACCACACCACAGUGACACCACCGAGUUCACACCGGGGAGAGGCCAUUCACCUGCUCUGUGUGGGAAAGGGUUCACUCAGUCAGGUAAUCUGAAGUCGCACCAGCGAGUUCACACCGGGGAGAAGCCACUCACCUGCUCAGGCUAUGGAAAGUGAUUCACUCACUCCUCCAGCUUACAGAGACACCAGCGAGUUGACAUUAUGGAGAAACCAUUCACAUGCUCACACUGUGGGAAAGGAUUCAUUCAGUCAAAUCAGCUGCUACAACAUCAGUUACUUCACGUUAAGGAGAGGCCAUUCACUUGCUCUGAAUGUGGGAAGGGAUUUGCUAGGUCAUCUGAACUGAAGUUACAUCAGCGAGUUCACACUGGGGAGAAGCCGUUCACCUGCUCUGAAUGUGGGAAAGGAUUCACCAGUUCAGGUAAUCUGAAGGAACAUCAGCGAGUUCACACUGGGGAGAAACCGUUCACCUGCUCUGAAUGUGGGAGGGGAUUUGCUCAGUCAUCUAAACUGAAGUUACAUCAGCGAGUUCACACUGGGGAGAGGCCGUUCACCUGCUCUGAAUGUGGGAAAGGAUUCACCCAGUCAGGUAAUCUGAAGUCGCACCAGCGAGUUCAUACUGGGGAGAAGCCAUUCACUUGCUCUGAAUGUGGGAAAGGAUUUGCUGGGUCAUCUGAACUGAAGUUACAUCUGCGAGUUCACACUGGGGAGAAACCGUUCAGCUGCUCUGAAUGUGGGAAAGGAUUUGCUAGGUCAUCUGAACUGAAGUUACAUCAGCGAGUUCACACUGGGGAGAAGCCCUUCACCUGCUCUGAAUGUGGGAAAGGAUUUGCUAGGUCAUCUGACCUCAAGUUACAUCAGCGAGUUCACACUGGGGAGAAGCCGUUCAGCUGCUCUGAAUGUGGGAAGGGAUUCGCUCAGUCAUCUGAACUGAAGUCACAUCAGCGAGUUCACACUGGGGAGAGGCCGCUCACCUGCUCUCAAUGUGGGAAGGGAUUUGUUCGGUCAUCUGAACUGAAGUUACAUCAGCGAGUUCACACUGGUGAGAGGCCGUUCACCUGCUCUGAAUGUGGGAAAGGAUUCAUCCAGUCAAGCCAACUGCUACAUCAUCAGUUAGUUCACACUGGGGAGAGAUCAUUCACCUGCUCAGACUGUGGGAAGGGAUUCAUUCACUUGUCCAGCCUACAGAGUCACCAGCGAAUACACACUGGGGAGAAGCCAUUCACCUGCUCAGAUUGUGGGAAAGGAUUCACCAAUUCAUUUCAUCUGAAGGAGCAUCAGCGAGUCCACACUGGGGAGAAGCCAUUCACUUGCUCUGAAUGUGGGAAGGGAUUUGCUCGGUCAUCUGAACUUAAGUUACAUCAGCGAGUACACACUGGAGAGAAGCCAUUCACUUGCUCUGAAUGUGGGAAGGGAUUUGCUCGGUCAUCUGAACGGAAGGUACAUCAGCGAGUUCACACUGGGCAGAAGCUGUUCGCCUGCACUGAAUGUGGGAAGGGAUUUGUUCGGUCAUGUGAACUGAAGUUACAUCAGCGAGUUCACACUGGGGAGAGGCCAUUCACCUGCUCAGACUGCGGGAAAGAAUUCAGACACUUGUCCAGCCUACAGAGUCACCAGCGAGUUCACACUGGGGAGAGGCCGUUCACCUGCUCAGACUGUGGGAAAGGAUUCAUUCUGUCAAAUCAGCUGCUACAACAUCUGUUAGUUCACACUGGGGAAAGGCCAUUCACUUGCUCUGAAUGUGGGAAAGGAUUUGCCCAUUCAGGUAAUCUCAAGUUACACCAGCGAGUCCACACUGGGGAGAAGCCGUUCACUUGCUCUGAAUGUGGGAAGGGAUUUACUCAGUCAUAUAAGCUGAAGUUACAUCAGCGAAUCCACACUGGGGAGAGGCCAUUCACAUGCUCAGACUGUGGGAAAGGAUUCACCCAGUCAGCAAAUCUCAAGUUACACCAGCGAGUUCACACUGGGGAAAAGCCAUUCACUUGCUCUGAAUGUGGGAAGGGAUUUGCUCAGUCAUAUAAAUUGAAGUUACAUCAGCGAGUCCACACUGGGGAGAGGCCAUUCACAUGCUCAGUCUGUGGGAAAGGAUUCGCCCAUUCGGGUAAUCUCAAGUUACACCAGCAAGUUCACACUGGGGAAAAGCCGUUCACUUGUUCUGAAUGUGGGAAGGGAUUUGCUCAGUCAUAUAAACUCAAGUUACAUCAGCGAGUCCACACUGGAGAGACGCCAUUCACAUGCUCAGACUGUGGGAAAGGAUUCACCCAGUCAGCUAAUCUCAAGUUACACCAGCGAAUUCACACUGUGUAGAAGCCGUUCACCUGCUCAGACUGUGGGAAAGGAUUUACAAAGUCAGGUGAUCUGAAGAUACACCAGCGAGUUCACACUGGGGAGAAGCUUUUCAUCUGCUCUGAAUGUGGGAAAGGAUUUGCUAGGUCAUCUGAACUGAAGUUACACCAGCGAGUUCACACUGUGUAGAAGCCGUUCACCUGCUCUGAAUGUGGGAAAGGAUUCAUCGAGUCAAGCCACCUGCUACAUCAGUUAGCCACAAGCUACAAUGGAGAGGCCAUUCAUAUGCUCAGAAUGUGGGAAGGGAUUCACUCGCUCGUCCAGCCUACAGAGACACCAGCGAGUUCACACUGGGGAGAGGCCAUUCACAUGCUCCGACUGUGGGAAAGGAUUCACCCAGUUAGGUAGUCUGAACUUACACCAGCCAGUUCACGCUGGGGAAAGGCCAUUCACUUACUCUGAAUGUGAGAAAGAAUUCAUCCAGGGAAGCCACCUGCUACAACAUCAGUUAGUUUACACUGGGGAGAGACCAUUCACCUGCUCAGUCUGAGGGAUGGAUUCAUUCACUUGUCCAGGCUGCAGAGACACAUGCAAGUUCACACAGGGAGAUGCCCUUCACUUGCUCUGAGUGUGGGAAGAGAUUUGCUUGGUCAUCUGAAUGGAAAGUACAUCAGCGAGUUCACACUGGGGAGAGGCCAUUCACCUGCUCAGACUGUAGGAAAAGUUACAUUCUGUCAAAUCAGCUUCUACAACAUCUGUUAGUUCACUUUCAGGAGAGGUUAUUCACUUGCUCUGAAUGUGGGAAAGGAUUCAAGUUAGGUAAUCUGAAGUUACAUCAGCGAGUUCACAAAGGGGAGAAGCCAUUCACUUGCUCUGAAUGUGGGAAAAGAUUUGCUCGGUCAUCUGAACUGAAGUUACAUCAGUGAGUUCACACUGGGGAGAGGCCAUUCACAUGCUCAGACUGUGGGAAAGGAUUCAGCAAGUCAGGUAAUCUGAAGUUACACUAGUGAGUUCACACUGGUGAGAAGCCGUUCACCUGAUCUGAAUGUGGGAAAGGAUUUGCUCUGUCAUCUGAACUGAAGUUACAUUAGCGGGUUCACACUGGGGAGAAGCCGUUCAUCUGCUCUGAAUGUGGGAGAAGAUUCAUCUGGUCAAGCCACCUGGUACAUCAUCAGUGAGUUCACACUGGGGAGAGGCCAUUCAUUUGCUCAGACUGUGGGAAAGGAUUCACCCAGUCAGGUAGUCUGAAGUUACACCAGCGAGUUCACACUGGGGAGAAGCCAUUCGCUUGCUCUGAAUGUGGGAAGGGAUUUGCUCUGUCAUCUGAACUGAAGGUACAUCAAUGAGUUCACACUGGGGAGAGGCCGUUCACCUGCCUUGAAUGUGGGAAAGGAUUCAACAGGUCAGGUAAUCUGAAGGAACAUCAGCGAGUUCACAUUGGAGUGAAGCCGUUCACCUGCUCUGAAAUUUCAAAGGGAUUUGCUCUGUCUUCUGAACAGAACUUACAUCAGCGAGUUAACACUGCCGAGAAUACCGUUCACCUGCUUGGACUGGGAAGGGAUUCAUUCACUCGUCCAGCCUACAGAGUCACCAGCAAAUUCACAGUGGAGUGAAGCCAUUCACUUGCUGUGAAUGUGGGAAGGUAUUUGCUCGGUCAUCAGCAAGUUCACACUGCGGAGAGACUGUUCACCUGCUUUGAAUUUGAAACACACCACCCCCUCUGCCUGUUAACCUAUCUUUCUGAUGCACCAUAUAUCCUUGGACAUUCAGCUCCCAAUGGCAGCCAUCCUUUAGCCAAGUUUCAGAGAUAUGCACAACGUCAUACUUGCCAAGCUCUAGCUGAAUUUCAAGAUCAUCCAUUUUAAUUUUUAUGCUGCAUGUAUCCAGAUAUAUCACUUUCAGUCCCAUAUUGAAUUAACUUCAGCGAGUAAACACUGGGGCCAAACUGUACAACUGCUCAGACUGCGUGAAGGAAUUUACCCAGUCAUCCCAACUGAAUGAACAUCACCGAGUUCGCACGGAGUAGAAACCGUUCAUCUGUUCCAACUGGGAAUGAAUUCACACUUCCAUCUCGCCUGCCUACGCACCAGACUGUUUUCAGCAGCAAGAGAACUUUGACCUGCUCGAGACUGUGGGAAGGCAUUCACACACUUAUCCACGCUGCAGAGACAGUGGCGGGUUCACACUGUGGUGAGGGUAGUCAACUGCUCUGAAUGAGGGAUGGGUUUCAAUCAGUCAUUCAUCCUUGUGUUGCCCGAUCGAGCUUUGUCACAUCUCAAAUUGGAGAGAUCAGAAGCUUGAGAGGACGUGAUUCACUCAGGUUUGCUGAACGUGUAUUAAUGACAGUGGUUCAGGGCAGGCUAUUUUUGAGCUUUCAGCAGUGGCCAUUCAGCAUUCAGGAUGGAUACUCAAAAAGAUCUUAAAGUUGUUCCCAGUGUCAGAGUGGACAGAGUUGGAGUGGAGACUUUCAGGCUUUACCUCUUUAAGGUUUCAGUGAAGAGAACCUUCACUCAGAGAAGGCAAAAUUAUGCUGGAGAUGGAAUUUUGCUGCCUUCUUUACAUUUGUUCAGUUAGAACAGUGGAGAUGCCAGGCAGGAUAGUGGAAAUCUCCUUUUGAAGGAUGUGGGAAGGCAGGGGACCCUCCUGUGUCCCUCAUAAAAAGGGGUGAGUUGUGGUCAUAGAUGAUUCGUUAGCGAAGGUAAUUGACUGGAUGAUCUGUGGGUGAGAAUGAGGUUCCAGGGUGGUAUGUUGUCUGGGACAUCUCCGAUCGAGCACUCAGUAUUUCGAAGAAGGGUGAACAGUGAAGGUUGUGGUCCAUGUGGGUAACGAUAUGGGCUGGUAGAGUAACGAGGUUCUGCAAAGGGAGUUCAGGGACUGAGGUGCUUAUUUAAAGGGCGGCUCAUCCUGGCCUGUGAUCUCAGGACAGCCACGUGCUUGGAAUAGGAAGAAUAUACAGUUUAACACGUGGCUAAGCAAUUGGUGCAGGAGAGAGGGCAUAAAAUUUUUGUAUUAUUUGAUCCCGCAAGGGUUGUUGUGUGCACAGGAGUGUGAGUGUGUUGUGGGAGCGGGGCCAUCAUUGAUGGAGGCUGAAGUGGGUUGACAUGUCUCUCUCCCUCACAUAUGCAAACACAUGCAGUGGGGUGUGAGGGAGGGGAGUGAGAAGGGAAAAGAGGAAUGAGGAGGAUGAAGUUAGUGCUCCUUCACAAAGUCCCAGACUCAACCAACCCUUCCCCCUCUGGAAUUGGUCCCAUCCCCUUCAUCAGGCUGGGGGUGGGCAUUGAGUUACCUUGCCAACAUUUUUAUUGAUUGUUUGAUAGCAUCUGGUUAACACACUUUGAUAAUAAAUUUAUGCUGAACUCGAGAAUUGAAGUGCACUGUUUGUAAAAUGUACUGAUGAGAAAUGGUCUCAGUGAAGGUCCGAGAGUGGAAAAUGAACCGGUGCUCAGCCCCACUGCUCCGUGCCAGACAAGAACCCCAUCGGAGUCUGUCCCAUCUGUCUGUGCUCGACACAUCUAGUUUUAAAGUUUCCUCUUUCUGUACCUGUCCCAGUGUCUUUUAUUUUCCUUCUUAACCCCAUUUUGCUGCCUUCUCCCCAUAACCUUUGGCACCUUUAUUGAUCAAGCACCGAUCAGCCUCUGUUUUAAAUAAACCUGAUAACUUGGGCCUCUGAGCUGUGGCAAUGAAUUCCACAGGUCCCUCAUCUCUCCAAAUUCAUGCUCUCUGGUAUUAGACAUUGUGACCCGGAAGGGAAAAAAAUGGCAGCUAUCUACGCUCUCUAUUACUCUCAUAAUCUGAUCAAGCUCUUUCGGGUCACCCUGAUCCUCCUCCACUCCAGAGAAAACAGCCCAAGUUUGUCCAAACUCUCCUGACACAGUAGCUCAUGCCUCUAAUCCAGACAACAUCCUGGUGAACUGCUUCGUUGCUGCCCUAAGCACCAGCGGUGUAAUGGGCUUUAAAUAAGUAAAUGGUGGGUUGUUGAUUAAUAAGGGUGUCAGAGGUGACAGAUAGAAAGCAGCAGUAUAGAGUUUAGAGGGAAAAUAGAUUAGUGGAGAAGACUCAAUGGAUGGAAUGGGUAUUUUAGUUCCUAUGACGUGUGGUAUAGUGGUGAGAUGGCAAAGCUAUUUGGAGGAAGCGGUGGGUGCAGGUAAGAAUGGGUGUCCAGGUAGGAGAUGGUGUUAAGCACCUUUUUAAUAUGUCUUCCAACCAACAACAAUUAACUCAGAGUGGAUCAAUCAUAAGUGCUUUUUACUUGCAGAAGGGACGAUUAGCAGUGCACAAGAACUGGUAAUAGCUUUGUCCAAAAACCAAACAUUGACAGUACAGUCACUCCAAUUGACACAAUUCCAAGGACAGGGUGGAUUCUGUUGUCUGCUGACUCAGUGUAUUUGGCAUUCUUCCAGUAACACUGCUGCGGGUCUGCAGUCAAGUGCUCAGGUACCAUUAGCAUUGUGUUGCCCGAACAUCAUUAGCAAAGCACUCUGGUACAAUACAGGUUCCAGCAUGUUACAGACAAAAAGUGUCAUUUUGGUACAAGUGAAGUACUUUUCCCCAGUGUGAAGCAUUCACACACCCCUCGCCCACUGUGAAAACUCUUCCAACCCCUACACUAGCCCCCAUUUCUGUUAAUACCUGCGUUCCAUGCAAACCUCACCAUCCGUGAAAACCCUUAUAACCCUACACCAAUUACCAUUUUGUAAACAAGCCUGAACCCUGUGUGACUUGUCAUCCCUGUAAAACCCUCCAUCAUCCACCCUGGUGCAUUCUGGUGACAGGUGGCAGGGCUCACACAACACUUUCACACUAGCUGACUUUUUUUAAAUAAACCUACCGAUUUGCAAGGUGAUCUUCACUAAACCCCUUCCUAUCUUUAGCUUCCCCCCUCCAACUUUCUGCUUUCCACAAGGAUUCCAUUCAUCUUUUCUCACUGAUCUCCCUUCUGGAACAUAUCCUUGCAAGCGAGGGAAGUUCUAUAUGCUCCAGUUUUCUUCCUCCCUCAGCUCUAUUCGUCCUUCCAGGUGAGGCACCACUUCACCUGCGAGUCUGUCAGGUUGAUCUACUGUAACUGAUGCUCCCAGUGUGGCCUCCGCUACAUCAGUGAGCCCCAAUGUAAAUCGGGACCCACUGUGUCAAGUACCUUUGCUCCGUCCACAACAAACAGAAUUUCCAGAUCACAAACAGGCGAAAAUCUGCAGAUGCUGGAAAUCCAAGCAACACACCAAGAAUCUUUUAAACGAUUUCAAGUUCCCGGGCCCCAAUCAUCUUAUUUUCACUGUGGAUCCCCAGUCCAUAUACACUGCCACCUCCCACUAGAAAAGUCACUGAGCUCUCCAUAUCCUUCUAGACACCAGACACAACAACUUCCCCUCCACCACCACUCUUCAGCUCUUUGUUUUGUUUGUCUUCUUUGUUUGAGCUGAGCUUUACCGUCACUUCCUGUCAUCUUGCAGUGAACUGGGGUUUGUCACGUGUGUGCAUGAUUUGGUGAAGAAUGUAGGUCGAACAGUUAGUGAAUUUGUGCAUGUCACCUAAACUGGUGUGUGCUGGAAGUGAGAGUUGUCUGAGGGAAGUGGGAUGGAGACCAGCUGGGGAAGUUGGCAUAGGAUAGGAGGCGGAACUUUACUCAAAAGCAUGUCUUCAGGAUGUCAAAAAAGACCAUUAUUCAGGUGAAGAUACAGCUUCCCUUGGGGCUCUGGAUUCAAAUAGACAAGACUGGUGAACUACAGUUCAGUUCAUCAGGAUUUAGGGUACAAAGCAGAAUAUAAGGUGUUGCUCCUCCAUCCUGAGCGUGACGUCAUCUAUUAGGGGAUCAAUUUGUCGAGUAGCUUCACACCAUCUAUCACAAGCAGAACUUCCCAGUGCCAAACAUUUUCAUAGUGAUUCCAAUUCCCGUUCUGACCUGUCCAUCCACGACCCCCUCUUGUGUCGGGAUGAGAACACCGUCAGGGUGGAGAUGCAACACCUUAUAUUCCAUACGAAUACUCCAACCUGAUGGCAUGAUUAUUGAUCUCGCCUUAUGAUAGACCAUCCCAACCCACACCCCGCCUUCCUAUAUUCUGCCCUCUGACCUCUUACUUCUCACCUGCCUCUUACUUCCUCUGGUUUCCCUCCUCCUCCCUCUCCUCUGGUCCACUCUCCUCUCCUAUCAGAUUCUUUCUUCUCCACCCCUUGACCUUUCCCACCUACCUGUCACCUUCCAGCUAGCCUCUUUCCCCUCCGCAUUUUUAUUUUGGCUUCUUCUGGUGACACCCAGCGCCCAGGGCAUGCCCUUUUCUUACUGUUACUGUAAAGUACGAGGUACAGAAGCCUGAAGGCACACACUAGGACUAGCCGAUUCAGGAACAGCUUCUUCCCUUCUGCCAUCCGAUUCCUAAAUGGACAUUGUACCCUUGGACACUUUAUCACUUUUUUUUAAUAUACUGUAUUUAUGUUUUUGCACGUUUUUAAAAUCUAUUCAAUAUAUGUGUACUGUAAUUGAUUUACUUAUCCCUGACUAUUAUUUUUAUUUCAUUUAUUUUUAUAAUUUUCUAUAUUAUGUCACAUACCCCGUGACCGGGUUACCAAACCAGCAGAAAUGGAAUAAUACGUUGGAGUCUGGUGGUACUGGAACUAAAAUUAUUUAUUAGUGAACUAAGUAAUAUAGUACUAUAAAAAGCAAAUAUACAUAUAAUACAGGUUAGCAAUGAUAUAUGCAGAAGUGUGGAAAUAUAAAUCAAAACCAAGCUCUAUCAAAGUCUAGGGGUAAAUGAAUAGUCUUAAGAUGAUGCAGAGUUCAGUUGAGUUUAAGUUUAAGAAGAAGCCAUAACACUAAAUUAUGUCUCUCUCUCUCUCCAUCUCAUCUCCACCCCGCCCCCACC
Molecule: messenger RNA, 10011 nt
Organism: Hypanus sabinus (Atlantic stingray)
Lineage: Eukaryota; Metazoa; Chordata; Chondrichthyes; Myliobatiformes; Dasyatidae
Product: zinc finger protein 721-like
Exons: 3
Coding region: 1073-3178 (701 amino acids)
Biological process (GO): regulation of transcription by RNA polymerase II; central nervous system development
Cellular component (GO): nucleus
Molecular function (GO): DNA-binding transcription factor activity, RNA polymerase II-specific; RNA polymerase II cis-regulatory region sequence-specific DNA binding
Source: RefSeq, a predicted model, not a curated record